Messenger RNA from Penicillium bovifimosum, 678 nucleotides. RefSeq lists its product as uncharacterized. Bases 1 to 678 code for a protein of 225 amino acids. The record is from RefSeq and is a predicted model, not a curated record. The transcript is spliced from 2 exons. Lineage: Eukaryota; Fungi; Ascomycota; Eurotiomycetes; Eurotiales; Aspergillaceae.
AUGCCGCUUCCUCUCUCCCGGCGCUUGAACAUUUCUGGUGAUCAGACAAAACAAUUCAAGGAGAUGGAAGCCGAGUUCAUCCUGGUCGGCGGCGCAGCUGCAGUGCUUCAAGGCUACAAGAGGACCACAACCGACGUAGACACCUUGAUCCGGUCUCAGACCGUCCUCGACUCUCUCGAGUCUGUUGAAGGCUUCGAGGUGGUGGCGGGACGGCUCUCGUACCGAUCAGUCAUCAUUGAUCUCCUCACCACGAUUGACGACCGCUUCACCUAUAGCCAGGUGGACGGGUACGUCCGAUAUGUGCAUGGCGUUCCUGUACUACAACCCGAGUACGCCCUCUCAGUCAAGAUCAGGUGCUUCUACCUUCGUUCAGAAGAUUCAAACGGCCUCGAGAAGCAGCUUACCGACCUAAUGGAUGCUGUCUUCUGGGCGAAGGCAAUGAAGGAGGCUGGCAAAACUAUCUCAAACACUUGUGCGACACUAUUUCAGAUCGGCUGCUAUCACGCCGUUCUGGUCCGACUCAAACUAGAGCCCGACGACUUCGAGAUCCUGGUGGACGUGGGCUUUGGGCGACUCAUCAUCCCAUGGGAGGAGAAUACGCCAGAGCAACGUGAAUACUAUUACUCCCUGUUUGCUCCUGAAGGGACCGAUCUGUUGACGGUGCCACUGGACAAUUGA